AUGUCAUAUGACGACUGUAAUCUGUCCAAUCCACUAACCUCCCCCAUCAACCAGACUUCCAUAGGCACGGGCUACGACCUUUCCAACUCGGUCUUCUCUCCCGACGGUCGCAACUUCCAAGUCGAAUAUGCGGUGAAGGCGGUCGAAAAUGGCGGCACCGCCAUCGGCAUUAGAACAAAGUACGGAGUUGUUCUAGCUUGUGAAAAGAUCAUCUCCUCCAAACUUCUCAAACCAGGCGCCAACAAGCGGAUAGCUAAUGUUGAUCGAAAUGCUGGCAUUGUUACCUCCGGCCUCCUUCCAGACGGUCGCCACCUCACUACCAGAGCUCGGGAUGAAGCAAGCAGUUGGAGGGGAACGUACAAAGGCCCAAUCCCCAUAGCUGCUCUCGCUUCGAGAGUUGGAGGCUAUGUACAGGCUUACACACUCUAUUCCAGCGUGCGACCCUUCGGCGUGACCGCGAUCCUGGGAGGUUGGGAUUCGGAAGCUGAAGCCGGUGUGGAUGGACAAGUCGGCACUGGUCCAAAGAUUGGCACCAUGGGAAAGUCAGAAGAUGAGGCCAUCAAGAGAGGUGGACCAGGUCUGUAUAUGAUCGAGCCAAGCGGGCUGUACUGGGGCUACUACGGUGCUGCCACAGGAAAAGGAAGGCAAGCUGCCAAAGCCGAACUCGAGAAGCUCGAACUCGCCUCUCCGACUUGCUCUCUAACCCUGAAGGAUGCUGUGGUCGAGGCGGCAAGAAUUAUCUACGUUGCGCAUGAAGACUCGAAAGACAAGGAGUUUGAGCUGGAGAUCUCAUGGAUCUCAGGCCUCGACGGUCCUACCAAAGGACGGCAUGAACACGUACCACAGGAACUGCUCGAAGAGGCAGAGAAGGCGGCAAAGAAGAGCCUGGAGGGUGAUGAAGAUGAAGAGGAAGAGGAAGAUGCGAUGCAGGAGUAA
This is a messenger RNA of Exophiala aquamarina CBS 119918, 936 nucleotides long. Its product is annotated as 20S proteasome subunit alpha 7. The record is from RefSeq and is a predicted model, not a curated record. The coding region runs from base 1 to 936 and encodes 311 amino acids. Gene Ontology annotation, biological process: ubiquitin-dependent protein catabolic process. The transcript is spliced from 2 exons. Gene Ontology annotation, cellular component: nucleus; proteasome core complex, alpha-subunit complex; proteasome core complex. NCBI's taxonomy places the organism in Eukaryota, Fungi, Ascomycota, Eurotiomycetes, Chaetothyriales, Herpotrichiellaceae.